Molecule: messenger RNA, 4532 nt
Organism: Thlaspi arvense
Lineage: Eukaryota; Viridiplantae; Streptophyta; Magnoliopsida; Brassicales; Brassicaceae
Source: the annotation of a GenBank genome assembly
GUAAAUUAUGUGGACUUUGAUGAGCUUUUACUUUAAUGGCAAUUUAUUCGCUUCAAUGGCGGAUACUGCCACAGAUUUUCUCUUUCCUUGAACCUUUCAAUGUCAGCUACGACCACAGGGCUCUAAUCGUCGCCAGUAAACGGCGCAUGCUCAUCUCCGCUGGAGUUCACUACCCUCGUGCCACUCCUGAAUAUAACUUUGAAGGAAGGUACGACCUUGUGAAGCUUGUUGGAUCAAGUGGUCUCUAUCAUAGGUCCUUACGUGGAACUUUGGGGAAGUUUGUAAAGAAGAUUGUGACUGAGAGAAGUUUCACCAGGCUGAUGCCUAUGAUAAACAUUCGAUGCUUUCGGUCUGUUCGUGCUUGCAUAUAUUGAUGAACGGUUGCAGUGUUUUGGUGGAAAAAACAAACUUUGGUCGAACUUCUGGUGGUCCUUUCUAUGUUACAAGCUACGAUUAUGAUGCUCCUCUUGAUGAAUAUGGUGUGGGUGCAUGAUAAGGAACCAACCACUUUAUUGAUAUGAACAAGUGAUUACACGCCCAAGCUUAUGAGCUUGAAGGCAAACCCUAUCUCAAUCUUUGAAUAAUUCUCAGAAUCGAGCCUUUCUCUCUCUAUCUUUCUGAAUGAAUCCGUAAAACAGAGCAUGGUUUAGUUUUUAUAUUACAAAUUCGUUGUACUAAACAAACCGAAAUAAAACCAACAUUUAAAACCGGUUAAGCACUUGAAUUGAUCGGGUCAUUCCUUUUCGGCUUCUUCUUCUUCAAGACGUAGACAUAUCAAUACUCCAAUGUGCAGACUGAGCUUGUCCUCAAGCGAAAAAGACGGAAACUGGUGUUUUAGCUCGCCCACUCGUACCCACGACUUCUCAUGCGCUGGUAAACCUUGCCACUUAAUCAACAGCUCCAAAUGGCCCUGAUCAUCAUAACGUGUGUCCAUAAUGCUUUCGGGUUCAAUUAUCAACUCAUCAUCCACUGAAACCGAAGGAGGUAAUGGUAACACUGUGUGACCUUCACCAAUCACAGGUUUAAGCUGUGAAACAUGGAAUACCGGAUGGAUUUUGGACGACUCCGGUAGACGUAGCUUAUAAGCUACUUUCUCCACACGUUCGAGUACCUCAUAUAGACCAUAGUAGCGAGAGCUGCUAACUUCUGACAUAAACGCCGGCUAACUGAAUGUUGACGAUACGGUUGUAACUUCAAAUAUACUCGCUGAUCCACGCAAAACUCCAAAUCCCUGCGAUGUUUGUCAGCAUUAUUCUUCAUAACAUCUUGAACUCGAGUCAAAUGAUCUUUCACUUCUGACAAUAUCGCAUCACGCUCUUGCAGAAGUCUGGCUAAUUCAAAGUUCUGAGUGCAGCCUUCCUCGAAAUGCAGCAAGGGAGGAGGAUCUCUGCCAUACACAAUCUUGAAAGGUGUUGUCUGUGUCGCUGUAUGAUACGACGUGUUAUACCAUAAUUCAGUCCAUGGUAUAAAUUUGGACCAAGUCUUCGGGUGAGUUGAAGCAAAACACCUCAAGUAUGUUUUGAGGCAACGGUUGAGAACCUCUGUUUGGCCAUCUGAUUGUGGGUGAAACGUUGUACUAAACCGCAACUUAGUGUUACGUGUGAGGGUCAAGGGGUCAACAUAAAUAUUCUUGGGCCUAAAGGGGACAAUGAUGUUUGCACUUGCUUUACUGUAGUGGGCUAUGGGCUGUGGCUGAGUCAAUAAGAGUGGGAAGAGGAUCUAGAAGUCUCUAGAGGGAUGAGCAAGUGUCCUGGACUUGUUGGCUGCACACACAUGGAUUGUUAGCGGAAAGUCACUGUUAUUGUUAAAUAGGGAGUAGAAUCUUAGAGAGAGGGUAUCACGGAGUUGAUCAAAGUGUAUGGGAGAGGAAGAGAGACCUCUCGAACCCUUCUCUCUAAUCGUGUAUUUACGUUUAUCAGUCUAUAAUAAAGAGUUUUGUUAUCAGAUCGACUAUUUGUCUACCUUUCCAAUAUGUUUCACGUAUCAAAUGGUAUCAGAGCAAGACGAAUCUGAGAUCAUGACGCCGAGAGUGCAGAAACCUGAUGAGAAAACUAUCAGGGAGAGAGUCUUCGAGGAGAUGCAAAAGCUACACGAGGCCUGCGCUAAGGUGGAUCAGAUGGUGGAGUGGGUCAUAGAGAUAGAGAGUCAACUUCGCAUACUCCCCAUCCUUAAGCAGCGAGUGAAAGGGAUGGAAGAGAUCUAUCGGGGAGAGAAGAAAGAGACGAUGGUAUCAGAGACGUUGGUGCUCGGAUCUGACUCAGAUCAGAUCGCGACUUCAAUCGCGACUUCAAUCGAAGGAUCUCAGGAGAGCCUUCUCUUGAAUCCAAUGCCAUAUGUGGAACAAACUCAUCAAAUGGUCCUGCAGAAAAAGGACGAAUCAUCGCGGAGGAUCGAGCCUAUGUGCGAAGCAGGAAACACUACCAGCUGGGUCCUUAAAGGAAAGCAGUACUUUGAGGGGGGUAAAGUCACGAAUGAAGAAGUGACGGGAUUGGUGACAGGGAUAAAGGAAAGGGACGAAGAGGAGGUAGAAAAACAGUCAGAGGCUGAUAUGUAUAAGCGUGCCUACCAUGUGUUCGACGAAAUGAAUCUGAGAGGAAAGAGGUUAAUAAGGAAGCGAAAGAAGAAGAGAUGGAAAGAGGUUGCAAAGAAGAACUAUAAACCUUAUGUAACGUCAGCGAGAAGCUGGAUGAUUGAAGGAUUUAGGCUGGAAAAAAUGACACGAAUGUUGAAUGACCAGAAGUUGCAUUGUGAUACCGACGGAAAGAAUGUCAAGCACAAACAGAUGUUGUCAAAGCUGUUAUUGAAACACGCAUCAGUUAAGAAAAAGCUGGCCAGGUGGAAGAAACAUAAAUUUAAACGGAAGCAGAAGAUCAAUGAAAGUUGUGCUGGUAAGCAGAUUGCUUCUUGCUGGAAUGUAGGCAGAAAGAGAAAGAAAAAGAAAAGGACCACGACAUAUAAUACAAUUAUGGAAAGGUGAAGUCUACAACUACUAGUCAAAUCCAGAAGGUGAGCAUGUGCAGAAAGCAAAUCAACAAGAGGCCAAUGAAGCAAUGGAAGUCAUUAAACGAUCAUGUUGUUUAUAACCGCCGAGCCUUGGAGAAAAAGGUCAGGUUGGAGUUUACAAAGAGUAAGAAGAGUAGAACAAGGUUGAGGGAGUAUGAUAGAAAGGGAAUCAACCAGGAUCUGGUGUUUGCACAGCUACAGUGGGCACAUAGGACAGCUUGGAAGAAGCUUGCAAAAGGGAAGAAGCAUAAGUUUAAGCAGAAGCACAACAAGCAGAAGGAAAUAGUCAAGGCAAAAUUAUCAAGGUGCCUAAUUGUAAACUCUUGGAGUCAUAAGCUUGCACCUGAACAUCCUAGAAGGACCUUCGACGGUGGGGGUAAGGGAAAGUAUGGCUGUGAGAGUGUCUGCGCAAGGGGUCAUGAGUGGUUGCAGCUGAACGGUGUAGUGAUGCAGAACAUGAAGUUGCUAGUUGCAGAGACCAGCGAGAAAACAAAGUCGAAGGAAGAGCAUGGGGAUUCAGGAAAGCUCCUCUCGCUAGUUACAACAAUAGGGAUGCAAGCUCUGGGAAAAUUGGAUGAAUGGUGACUGCUCUUGGCUAUACAGAAUGUGGCCGCUAAGAUUCACUCAGCAGAAGAAGAAGCAAAAGGAGACUCACAGCCCAUCCAAUGCUAUUUUGGAAAAUAGUGAAAGCUUGCAAGGCUGCCAUGUUGUUUACGCAAGUGCUUUUACCGCCACUGGAGACGCAGGGCUCUUCACCAGAGAAACAGUGAAGCUUCAUGGGUUCCCUAAGACAACCAUUUCGGAUAGGAUGGUUACAUCCGAAGACUUAAGAUUGAGCUGGGAAAUAAGGUCAGAUUCCUAUGUUAAGCAACUCGGAGUACAUGGCGGAGGUUUGGAGACACAAAAGAGAACCGAAGAGCUGUUUCAGGGAGCAGAAAUGAUGAUGGUAGAAGGGCUACCAUGUCCAGAAGCUACACUGCAGAAAUUCUGGAUUCUGAAACAAGUGCAAGUGAAGUUCUGGGUGAAGAUCCACCAGAAACCAUCGCGGGAAAACGGUCACGUGAUCCAUGCCGACUCAGCAAGCAAAAUCUAAAUGGAGGACAAUUGCAGCAAAGUGAGAAGCAACAUUUCGAGAAUAAGCAUCGAAGAGGAAGGAGCGGGCAAUCUUUGCGGAGAGACAUCAUCAACGUCAAGCAUACUUUGCAUCCUUUCUCGAAGAUAUGGUUACUACUCUCGCAGCAACGGUUUACUCUCCUUGACCUUGGUCAAUUUGAAAGGGGGGAGUAUUGUUACGUGUGAGGGUCAAGGGGUCAACAUAAAUAUUCUUGGGCCUAAAAGGGACAAUGAUGGAUGCACUUGCUUUACCGUAGUGGGCUAUGGGCUGUGGCUGAGUCAAUAAGAGUGGGAAGAGGAUCUAGAAGUCUCUAGAGGGAUGAGCACGUGUCCUGGCCUUGUUGGCUGCACACAUAUGGAUUGUUAGCGGAGAGUCAUCGUUAUUGUUAAAUAGGGAGUAGAGUCUUAGAAAGAGG